Frankliniella occidentalis (western flower thrips) is the source of this 2255-nucleotide messenger RNA. RefSeq names its product phenoloxidase-activating factor 2-like. Lineage: Eukaryota; Metazoa; Arthropoda; Insecta; Thysanoptera; Thripidae. Gene Ontology annotation, biological process: proteolysis. Gene Ontology annotation, molecular function: serine-type endopeptidase activity. The record is from RefSeq and is a predicted model, not a curated record. The coding region runs from base 38 to 1279 and encodes 413 amino acids. The transcript has 6 exons.
GCGGCUAAGACCUUGACGUGUCCCCGCAGGAGACGCCAUGGACGCGGUGGUGAGAUUAUCGCUGCUGGUCGGCGUGCUGGUGCUGAGCGCCGCGCUGCCGGCCCGGGCGCAGCAGGACUACGACACCACGGCCGCGUCUACCGAGGUGGAUCAGGACCAGUCGUGCGAAAUUUUCGGCGGACCCGCCUGCGUCACCGAGGCCCCCGUGCCCGGCCUCUACAACCCGUGCGACUGCCCUGACAGGUCGGGCGACCGCUGCGAGUGCGUAUGGUUUUACCAGUGCGACAACACGACGGGCGUGUACAACACGGAUGGGAAGGGCGUGCUGGACGUGAGGAAGAAGGAUGGCUGCGCGUCGGUGGAGUUCCGCUGCUGCAGGAUCGACAUCCCAAAGGACAAGCGCGAAAAGCCCGAGCCGCACAAGGACUUCCCCCUGCCGACGUCCCCCCCUACGAGCGCGUGCGGCGUGCGCAACGUGGGCGGCGUCGCCUCCGUCAUCGUCAACAACAACGAGGGCGAGGCGGGCUUCGGGGAGUUCCCCUGGAUGGCGGCCAUCCUCCUGUCGGGCAAGUCGGGCGAGGACUACAAGUGCGGCGGCGCCAUCCUCAACGACGUCGUGGUGCUCACCGCGGCGCACUGCGUCAAGGGGAUUGCACCGUCCCGACUCAAGGUCCGGGCGGGUGAGUGGGACAGGGAGACGACGUCCGAGCUGUACAAGCACCAGGACCGCGUCGUGAGCAGCUACGUGCUGCACGACCAGUACUACGGCGGCAACAACCAGUACGACGUGGCGCUGCUCGUGCUGGACACGCCGCUGCAGCUCGGCCGCCACAUCGGCACCAUCUGCCUGCCGGAGCCCGGGGACGGCACCGUCUUCGACAACGAGCGCUGCUUGGUCGCGGGCUGGGGCAAGGACAAACUGGACGACCGCUGGCCGCACCGCUACCUCAAGCGCCUGGAGCUGCCCGUGGUUCGGCGGGACGAGUGCGAGAACUUGCUGCGGUACACGGUGCUGGGCGAGGAGUUCAACCUGCACGCCAGCUUCCUGUGCGCGGGCGGCGAGGAGGGCAAGGACACGUGCAAGGGCGACGGCGGCAGCCCGCUGGUGUGCCCCAUGGCUGACGGCAACUACCAGGUGGCCGGGGUGGUGGCCUGGGGCGUGGACUGCGGGCUUGCCGGAGUGCCCGGGCUGUACGCCAACGUGCCCGUGGUGCGCGGCUGGAUCGACAAGACCCUCAGUGACCUGGGCUCCACCCCGCGGAUCAAGUCCACGACGUGAGCGGCCCGUGCGCUGCUUGGGCUCGCUGGUCAGCCACACUUCGCCCACGCAAAGACAUAGAGCAGACAGUGUUGUUGGACCUCCGGCGCCUCACGCCAUAGGCUCUGCGACGCUCUGCGUGCGUCGCGGGUUCUCCCCGCCGUAUGCCCCGUGACGUCCGGCCUCACGUGCCCGGGCGACACGCCCACAUCGGCACAUACACACGCACGUACAUGCAGACAGUCCCCUCAGUCGGGCAUGUCAACACGGGGUACACACAUCAUUCGCUACCUGUUUGCCAUCGGUCGCGCGGGGCGGGCGCGGGGCUCAGCGCUCAGCCCCGUCCGGUCUGCGAGGCUGCGAGGGAAUCCCCAACCGGUCCACAGCCAAUAGGAGGCGGAGCUUCACGCCCAGCGCUCGGGCCCCGCCGACCCCGCCCUGCCCAGCUCGUCUCUGUAAGGGCACCAGCGCCGCUCUGCGCCCUCAAGUCCAGCGGCUGCCAACGAGUCGUGGAUCGAAAAGGCUGACCAAAGAUGCCGACGGGCACCGCUCGCCUACUACCACUAUCACCACCACCACUACCAGUCGAGGCGGUACGCGAGAAGAGACGGAAGGUUUGUGAACGGUGCGUGAACCUGUCGAACAUAGCGGCUCAAGCGAUUCCACGCGGCUGCCCAAUCGUCAACGUGCAUCCCGAUAUCGUUCAGUGACACCAGUGAUACCCGGUACCCGGUGAUACCUGCCUGGAGCCUCAAUGCUCUCACCGCGACUCGCUGGAUCCCACAGCAAUCUUCGGGAGUCAAUAGGCAAGAGGAUUUUUAGUCCCCAGAAGUUAUCAAAUGUCUACCAAACGAAAUCGAGCCUUCAGUUAUUUUAAUCCCGCCAUGUUUAUGUACUUAUAUUACAUUUGGCUUGAAACAAGCCCAUUUUCUCAUUCCCUAACCUCCUCUGCUCCGAACGUAAGAUGCAUUAUUACAAUAAAUUGAUACUAGUAGUA